Messenger RNA from Nerophis lumbriciformis (worm pipefish), 466 nucleotides. RefSeq names its product ubiquinol-cytochrome c reductase binding protein (gene uqcrb). The record is from RefSeq and is a predicted model, not a curated record. Gene Ontology annotation, cellular component: respiratory chain complex III. Gene Ontology annotation, biological process: mitochondrial electron transport, ubiquinol to cytochrome c. Lineage: Eukaryota; Metazoa; Chordata; Actinopteri; Syngnathiformes; Syngnathidae.
AUAAGUAAAGCUCGUCACUUCCGGGAUCGUUGUUUCCCCAGAAUGCACCGCGCCCGUCCUCACAUCCAAACAUGGCGUCGAGAGCUCCAGCGACCGCAGGCAGGCUGGUGAGCAGUGUGAGAAAAUGGUAUUACAACAAGGCUGGCUUCAACCAACUGGGCCUGCUGCGAGACGACACGUGGUACGAGGACGCCGACGUGAAGGAGGCGGUGCGGCGGCUGCCAGAGAGAGUCUCCAACGACCGCAUCUUCCGCAUCAAGAGGGCCUUGGAUCUGUCCAUGAAGCACCAGAUCCUGCCCAAGGACCAGUGGACACAAUAUGAGCAGGACGAGCACUACCUGAUGCCAUACCUGGACGAGGUGAUCCGCGAGAGGAAGGAAAAAGAGGAGUGGAUGAAGAAAUGAAAGAGUGAGCUGAACAUGAAUGCUAUUUAAGAGAAACCCUCACUAAAAUGUACAUUUGGAAA